Molecule: messenger RNA, 1514 nt
Organism: Ziziphus jujuba (common jujube)
Lineage: Eukaryota; Viridiplantae; Streptophyta; Magnoliopsida; Rosales; Rhamnaceae
Product: non-specific lipid transfer protein GPI-anchored 30
Exons: 2
Coding region: 735-1289 (184 amino acids)
Biological process (GO): lipid transport
Molecular function (GO): lipid binding
Source: RefSeq, a predicted model, not a curated record
AUCAAAGAUUCAUAUAAUAGUGGACAUCAAAAUAGGUCCUGGCGGAGUCUAAAACUCAUUAAACACUGGUUAAUGCCUUUGAAUUACUGAGCCAUGCACCUCGAUUAGUCCAUGCUUGUUACGGCUAACAUAGGAUGUCAUAAGUUGUUUUUAAACUGUCAAUAAAAACUUUUUUAACCGAUAGAGAUGAUGUUGAUUUGUCAAAUCAAGAAAUCUUCUUUUAAUUUUAUUUUCUAAAAAACAAUGGGCACAUGAAAAAGGACAUUCGUCUUAAUGUCCAUGUGAAAUUGAAUUAUCCAUUAUUCAUAAAGCGAUGGAUGCUAAGUUCUGUAGAUCAAGCCCAAAGUCUAAUAGUGGGUGUUUAUUUCUUAGGAAACAAAUAAGUGCGACCUCAUGUAAGAAAAUGAAUGCGCCAAUCAGGGCCAUUGUAAAGCAUGCAAAGUUGGGACAGCUGACAAACAUGUAUUUUGUUUUAUAUUUUGGUAUGGGUAUUCGUUGAGCAGCUGCACCUAAUGUUACCGGCUUAUGUAAAGUGGCGGCCUCUUUUUUAUAGACCAUGUUGUAAGCCGAAGUCCCUUCCCUAUGGUUAGGCCUUAAUAUGAAAGAGUCAACCGGUCAGCUGUGAGUUGGCUCAACAACUUUAUUUCUAACUCCAUCCUACUCAUCAUAUAUAAACUUCUUUCCCAGCUGAACUCCUACAUAAUUUUGGGCUUUGGAGUUUUAAUUUGGUGAAGAUGGAGAAUAUAUUGAAGAUGAAGCAGAGUAUGGCAAUGUUGAUAUAUGGGGCUGGAAUUAUAGUUCUAGCGUUGGGCAUGUUGAGCACCAUUGUGGGGGCUGACAACAACAACAACAACAACAACAAUAACAACAACAAUUCGUGCAUGAACGAGCUUGCCCCUUGUUUGAACUAUCUGAAUGGAAACAGAGAGCCUCCAGAGAGUUGCUGUGAUCCUCUGAAAUCCAUAAUAAAAAAUAACCCAAAAUGUUUGUGCAGUAUGAUAACCAACCAGGGAAGCAGACAGGCCGAGCAGGCGGGCAUCAACAUCACUGAGGCUCAGACGUUACCUGGGAGAUGUGGCCAACAUGUCAACCCCCUCUCCUGUCUCAAAGCUGCUUCUCCUUCUCCAAGCAGUGGUUCUAAUAAUAAGAACUCCAAUACCAAUAGUCGUCCAAAUAAUAAUAAUGAAAAUAGUGGAAGCAGCAGCACCGUCUCUCACCAUGUGUUGGGUUGUUGGAUGAAUAUAGCAGCCGCUGUUGUAUCACUUUGUGUUUUCAGAUAUUAUUUCUAGAUUUACAUCCUUCAUUUUACUACACUAAUUCUAUUAAUAUAUGUAACUCUAUCCGUUUGAUUCUAUCCUAGUUCUGGUGGAGGAGAUUCAAUUCAUAUUUUAUAUACAUACAUAUAUAUAUAUAUAUAUUUAUAUUUAUAUUCAGAUUCACAGAUUCACUUUCUCAUUUUUCUUUCGUCAAACACCAAAUGUGUAAGUGUCAUGUGUAACUUCCCCCAUACACAU